AUCAUUGUCUACGUUGCUAAAAUCCCAUUUGCCAAACCCAAGAUUCCCCUGAUAUCCUUCCUUACACAUGAAGCUCUUACAUUAAAACAACACUAUGAUGUAUAUAAAGAUACACCAUCGGCAUAUGCUAAACCAACACUUUCCCCAACGAAAAUGACAACUGCUAGGUUUAUUAAGUGUGUGACGGUGGGAGACGGUGCGGUAGGGAAGACAUGCAUGCUCAUUUCGUACACUAGCAACACGUUCCCAACGGAUUACGUUCCGACCGUGUUUGAUAACUUCAGCGCCAACGUCGUUGUGGAUGGCAGCACAGUGAACAUUGGCCUCUGGGAUACGGCAGGGCAAGAAGACUACAACAGAUUACGGCCUCUAAGUUACAGAGGAGCUGAUGUAUUUUUAUUAGCCUUUUCUCUAAUCAGCAAAGCCAGCUAUGAAAACAUAUACAAGAAGUGGAUGCCCGAGUUAAGGCACUAUUCUCCAAAUGUACCAAUUGUCCUGGUCGGGACCAAACUUGACUUGAGAGAAGACAAGCAAUUUUUAAGUGAUCAUCCCACUGCACUUCCUAUAACUACUGCCCAGGGUGAAGAAUUGAAGAAAAUGAUUGGUGCAGUAGCUUAUAUUGAAUGUAGUGCCAAAACUCAACAGAAUGUGAAAGCUGUGUUUGAUACUGCAAUUAAGGUGGUUUUGCGACCCCCAAAACUGAAGAAAAAGACGUCCAAGUCCAGAAGAAUAUGCACUUUCCUCUGAAAUUCAACAAUUAAUAUUCUUGCAUCCAUACAUCUCCCUACUCAAAAUUUUCUCUUAUUUCAUUUUUCAGACAUUAAAAAUUCAUCCUAGAAUUUCUUUUUUGGGGUGCCAUAAUAUCUUGUAAUGUAUAAAAAGGGUAAUGGAGAUGCCUUUUGUGACGAUAUUUUCCCUUAGAAAGUAUCAUGCACCCAAAAUAAUACAUAGUAUUAUUAUUAAUUAACUUGCAUCGUAAUUACAAUUCAAACU
Messenger RNA from Sesamum indicum (sesame), 993 nucleotides. Its product is annotated as rac-like GTP-binding protein RAC13. The record is from RefSeq and is a predicted model, not a curated record. Gene Ontology annotation, molecular function: GTPase activity; GTP binding. Gene Ontology annotation, biological process: small GTPase-mediated signal transduction. Lineage: Eukaryota; Viridiplantae; Streptophyta; Magnoliopsida; Lamiales; Pedaliaceae.